AAGAUUUUCCUUUGUCUGUGUCUUGGUCGCAGCUCUAAAGUUUUCAAGACUUGGACUCUGGUAUUAUCAUUGGGCUCAGAGUAUCUACACAGAAGUGGUCUGCUUCCUCAUCCAAUGAACUCUGCCUGUGAGUGGAUGUGACACUCCAGUGGAAGGAAGCCAAGAGCCUAUAGUAGCGAUCCUGGGGAAAAUUUAAGCAGCUGUGGCCAUGUAAUUUAAAACCUCUGAAAAGUGUGCUGCAGUCCGUGCACAGAGUUAGUAUAACAUGAGGGCUGGAUGUAGCCCGUUCUCUGGAGGACUUCUUCGCCUGCCGCAGGAAAGAGAAGGCUGAAAGACAAACCUGGGUGCAGCCAGAAAGGUCCAGAUAGAUGAGCUUGUGGCAUCCGUUCCCCAAAUUCAGGGACACCAUCGCCGUACCUCACCUGGGUCUCCUUGUUCCCGAACUUCAUUAGUUAAAAUCACCCACACUUGGAUUUCAAAGGAAUACUUUCAUUGUUCCAUCUGUCACACCAAGUAAUUAGGGCCAGCUGGAUGUCAGGAUGCGUGUGGUUACCAUCAUAAUCCUGCUCUUCUUUUGCAAAGCCGCUGAGCUCCGCAGGGCAAGCCCCGGGGGUUCAAGAAACCCAGUGAGUCAUGGCCGGGCUGGUGGGAGCCGGAGAGGCUCCAACCCCGUCAAACGCUACGCACCAGGCCUCCCCUGUGAAGUGUACACGUAUCUUCACGAGAAAUACUUAGAUUGUCAAGAAAGAAAACUAGUUUAUGUGCUGCCCGGCUGGCCACAGGAUUUGCUGCACAUGCUCUUAGCAAGAAACAAAAUCCGCGUAUUGAAGAACAAGAUGUUUUCCAAGUUUAAAAAGCUGAAAACCUUGGAUCUCCAACAGAACGAGAUCUCCAAAAUUGAGAGUGAGGCUUUUUCUGGUUUAAACAAACUUACCACGCUCCUACUGCAGCACAAUAAGAUCACGGUCUUGACCGAGGAAGUGUUCAUUUAUACACCUCUCCUGAGCUACCUGCGUCUUUAUGACAAUCCCUGGCACUGUACUUGUGAGAUGGAGACGCUUAUUUCAAUGUUGCAGAUUCCAAGGAACCGAAAUCUGGGGAACUACGCCAAGUGUGAAAGCCCAUAUGAACUAAAAAAUAAAAAACUGAAGCAGGUAAAAUCUGAACAGUUAUGUAAUGAAGAAGAAAAGGAACAACUGGAUCCGAAACCCCAAGUGUCAGGGAAACCCCCCAUCAUCAAGCCUGAGGUGGACUCGACUGUUUGCCACAAUUACGUGUUUCCCAUACAGACACUGGACUGCCAAAGGAAAGAGCUGAAGAAAGUUCCAAACAAUAUCCCUCCAGAUAUUGUUAAACUUGACUUGUCACACAAUAAAAUCAGCCAACUUCGUCCCAAGGAAUUUGAAGAUGUUCAUGAGCUAAAGAAAUUAAACCUCAGCAGCAAUGGCAUUCAAUUCAUAGAUCCUGCUGCUUUUUUAGGACUCACACAUCUACAAGAGUUAGAUUUAUCAAACAACAGUCUGCAGAACUUUGACUAUGGAGUACUAGAAGACUUGUAUUUUUUGAAACUCUUGUGGCUCAGAGAUAAUCCUUGGAGAUGUGACUACAACAUCCACUACCUCUACUACUGGUUAAAGCACCACUACAACGUGCAAUAUAAUGGCCUGGAAUGCAAGAUGCCUGAAGAAUACAAAGGGUGGUUUGUGGGGAAAUAUGUCCGGAGUUACUAUGAAGAAUGCCCCAAGGACAAAUUACCAGCAUACCCUGAAACAUUUGACCAGGAUUCGGAAGAUGAUGAAUGGGAAAAAAUACAUAAGGAUUACACAGCAAAGAAGCAAAGUGUAAGAAUCACCAUUGUGGGAUAACUUAGUAAUUGUUCUGGUUGCAACUAGUUUUGUCUUUGCUAUACUGGUGUUGGAAAAUCGCAUGUUUACAUGUUGGAUUAACUGUGUUAUCUAUUUAUGCAGGAUUAUCCAGCUAAAGGAAGAUUCCCUUAAUUAUUGUAACAAUAUAGUAAUCAAGGGAAUACUCUCAUCCUGCUUGCCUGCCUGUUUGCAAAACAGCCACUGGUAAAUUGUGUUGGGUCCUAAUAAUGGCAUUAGAAUUUCAUAAGGUCCUGUAUAAAUGUUUUUACUGCUUUUGAAAAUAAUAAAAAAAACUGUUCAUUUUUA
Phacochoerus africanus (Common warthog) is the source of this 2171-nucleotide messenger RNA. It is a transcript of the gene LRRC17, whose product is annotated as leucine rich repeat containing 17. Gene Ontology annotation, cellular component: plasma membrane. The transcript is spliced from 4 exons. The record is from RefSeq and is a predicted model, not a curated record. NCBI's taxonomy places the organism in Eukaryota, Metazoa, Chordata, Mammalia, Artiodactyla, Suidae. Bases 540 to 1865 code for a protein of 441 amino acids. Gene Ontology annotation, molecular function: protein binding.